AAUACAGGUCAGUGAGUGACAGUGUAUUGAAAUAAUAAUAAUAAUGUAUUGAAAUAUCAGUUAACGAAUGCCUUUGUAAUUGCAAAGAUGAGUGUCAACUUUGUAGAUUAUUUCUCCAACGAGCAUAAUGGAUACGAUAUAUUAUAUCAAAACAUGAAAUACGGACUCAUUGCCAGCAAAGAACUCUCAGAGUACUUUAGAGAGAGGUCCAAUAUUGAAGAAACAAAUUCUAAAUUAUUAAGUAAAUUAGCUAAGCAAGCGAAUAGCAACUGUGCACAGGGUACAUUCGCGCCAUUCUGGGGCGUUCUCAAAUGCUCUGCAGAGAAACUGUCUAAUUUACAUCAGCAUAUGUUCCAGAAAGUGAGUGAACUUGUGAAAGAUGUUGCUCGAUAUGCUGAUGAACUGCACAAAAAGCAUAAAGCAGUUAAAGACUCUGAAUCGAAUACAUUAGAAGUAGUCCUGCUUAUUCAGAGCACUAAACAGGCUCUUCAAAAGGCUAAAGAUGUAUAUACAACUAAAGCUGCCGAAUUGGAAAAACUCAAAAAAGAUAAUGCCUCCGCCAAGGACACUGAGAAGGCAGAAGUAAAAUUGAAGAAACUACAUGAGGAAUAUAGACAACUAGCUGAGAAGUAUAAUUUAGUAAAGCAGGAUUUUGAAAAGAAAAUGACACAAACAUGUAAACAUUUUCAGGAUGUAGAAGAAGCACAUUUGAAGCAAAUGAAACAAUUUGUGAAUGCUUAUGCUGACAUUAUACAGAAUAACCAUGACCUUAUGGGUCAAGUUCACAGAGACUUUAAACAUCAGUGUCUUGAGUUAACUGUAGAAAGAUUAUUAGAACAGUUUCUUAUAGAGAAAUACAAUGCAAUAGAGAAGGCCAAUUUAGUUGAACUACCUCCCUCAUUACCUAAACCAGGCUCUGCCAACAAUUCAAUAUCAGAAGCAGAUCAAAUCUCAACUGUAUCUAAUGGCUCACACAAGCCAGCGCAACCAGCUAAAGCAGCCAAAAAGGAACCAACAUUUGCUAGUAAAACCUCUCGGAGAACAACAUCCCUUUUAAAUUUAUUCACUCCUAAUUUUCAAAGUAAAGAUGAACCUAGUGGUAGUAUAGAAGGAGCUGCCCCUUGCUCUGCUCCUUCCAGCCCAAGUGGUACACCAGCUACUCCUGUAGCACCUGACAAAGAUGAAAACAUGGGUCGUACAACAUUACGAGAAUCAAAAUGGUUCCGAAAAACAAAAACCAAAUUGAAAAAAUCAAAGAAAAAGAAAGAUGAGAUAACUGAGAAUUCGAAUGUAGGGGACAAGUCUGAUUUAGAUGAAAAAGAAGAGGAAGUUCCAGUUAAAGAAGACUUAAAUUCCCCAGAAGUUGAUGAAGAAGGUUACUGUAUCAGACCAAAAGAUGAGAAAGGUAGUGUUUAUUCAUCAAGUGAUUCUGAUUCAGAUGAAGAUAGAGACCGUAAGAUUCAUGUGGAAAUAAAACCAAUAAGUAAUGGUGGCGGUCCGAUGUCUGCCAGUGUGGAUGAGCUCAGAGCUACUGUAGAAAAUAUUUCUCUUUACAAAAUUGGUACAACAAGGCGUGGUUCUAAUGCAAAUACCAGUAAAGCUAGUAGUGAUUUAUUAGAUCUCAACUUCUUCCAAAGUCCCACAGCUAGCAAUCCUACCUCACCACAUGGAACUGUGUCAAAUCCAUAUGCUCCAUUGCAGGCUAAUCAAUCGCAUCUGCUUGAAAGUCCGACUCCAGUUUCGACCGCCGAUGUCGGCGACCUAUUCUCCGAAGUCGGAGAAAUGAGUCAAUCGAAUUUUCGUACGUCUACGCCCACAACAACUACUAUUUCGCUUCCGCGACCACCAUCGAGACGCUCCGAAGGUGAUUUCCGAACUGCCGGCUCCUCAGGUUCUAGAGGCCCUUCUCCUCUUACUAUAGGUAUGGCUGAUACAAUACCUUUGGCAGUCGCUUUUCACGAAAUCAUACACGCGUAUUUUCGGGGUACAGAGGAGUCUAAAUGUCAAGUGAAGAUGUCAGGCGACAUGAUGCUGUCCUUUCCCACCGGUAUCGUAGGCGUACUAGCUAACAAUCCCAAUCCAGCGAAACUUUGUUUCCGGCUGAAAAAUAUACAUAGAUUAGAUAACGUGUUACCGAAUAAACAGCUGAUUAGUAUCAAUGCAAUGAUGUCUACGCGCGAUACGACUGUCGUCGAAUUUAAUAUGCCGGCGUUAACUUCUCUUUUGAAACGUCAAUCGGAGAAGAAUCCCACCGCUCAGUACUUCAAUGUGGACAUACUGAAGUACCAGAUACGGCCAAAGGCCGGCGCUGCGUCAUGUCCCUACCAAUUGGUGUCUUACUGGAAGUGUGAGAGGGAUCACACAGAUCUUAAAGUGGAUUAUAAGUACAAUCUACACGCCAUGAGCCCCCCGUCACCGUUGCUGAACGUGUCUGUCUGUGUGCCAAUGAAUGGUGCCGUCAAGAAUGUCAUUGCGAUGCCAAAAAACACUUGGAACCCCGAGAACGAGCAAGCUCUGUGGCGUUUUACGGAACUAUCGCAGCAUUCUGAGGACAGAGGGGUGGGCUCGCUGAGGGCACGCUUUGAAUUAAACGAAGGUCCCUCGACGAAAGGAACGAUAUCGGCACAGUUCAACUGCGAGGGCGCCACUCUCUCUGGCAUUGAGUUUGAGCUUAUAGGCAGCGGGUAUAGACUAUCUCUUGUGAAACGUCGUUUUGUCUCUGGUAAAUAUAUUUGUGAUAGUGAGGUGCACUGAUUGGUCCAAAUCAAAUCUAAAAUUCACGUGUAGAUAUUUCGUUAAUAUCUUCAAUGUAUGAAGUAGUACACAUUUAUAAGUGUAUAGGCAUAUUUGGUACCAUAUAGGACUGUUUCCUGUUCACGGAAUUAAGUUAAUGCAACUAAGUUUGUCAAUUUUCUUAUUAUUAGUAAUAUAAAAUGUUAUAAUAAAUUUAAUGUUGCUAGAAAUAUAUUCACAGCAUUACUGACUUAUUUUUCAGAUUAGAGAUGUGCCAUGUUUAAAGUUUUAAAUGAAAUAAUCACAAUUUUUUUUAUGUUUAGCGCGAGCAAUUCUGUGUGUUGACAUAUUUUUUAUUUAAAAAGUAAUUUAAAUUUAACAUCACAUUUAGAUGAUAGCAUUUUUGUAAAAUGUAUUAUGUAGACCUAUCUCACGUGGUACUUUUCGUUUUGAAUUAAGAAUUUGGUAGUAGGUUUAUAAUAUUCACAAAAUAUACAUAUUUCAUUUUUGUAUUUAGCAAAUUUGCAAUUUUAUUUAAUUCAUAUCUUUCUCAAUUUUUUUUUUAAUGUUAUUAGUUUUACCUUCAAAUAAUGGCAGUAAUUGCUGAUAUAUGGGUCUCAUAUUAUGUUAAUGGCAUCAUACAUCAACUAAUUUUAUAUUAUGACUUUAGCUUGUAGUUUUAUUGAUAAUUCUAUAUUGGGCCUAAAAUUGCAAUAAAUAUAUCCUACUCCUACUGAAGGCCACAGUUAAUGAUGGUUACCAUUACUGGUUGCUGUCAAUUCUAUACAACACCGUAUGGUUUAAUGGAAUCUCUUGUAACAUCUAUUCUUAUAACUUAAUUUGGUAUGUAUUACACUAUGUUGAUAGGAUAUGUAGUUUAUGUUGUAUUCAGUUAGCAUUUAGUGGUUAACCACCAUUAAUUUUUUUUACAAAAACAGUGUUUGUCCCCGCACUGCUGUAACUGGAGGUACCUACCUCGAUACUAUAGUUUUUACUCAACAGUAAUCUCGUAUUGUAAUAAAAUAUCGUCAUUACAUGUAUGUAUAUUAAGAAUCAAAUUUCCUUAAUAGUCUGUCGGCCUAAUAAACUAAUAGAGUACCUACGUUGUAUAAAUAUUUAAAUAACUAAGGCUGACUCCUCAAGGUACGACUUGAUAUGUAAAAUGUGUGUAAAAUACGUGUCUAACAUAGCAGUUCGUUGAAAUAGUUGUAAUAAAAACCAAUAGUGAUGCCGUAAAUAAAAUUAAUGUUUCUUACCUUUUUUUUUUGUCGAAAAUUAAAUUAAAUUACUAAAUCGUAUCACAUCGAGUCGUUCCGUGAGAGAUCGUGGUACCUAACUUUACCAAAAGUGAAGUGUUCAUAAUAUAAACAGUUGAUAUAUUUAAAUAUAGGUCAAACAAAGUAUAACUUUAAAUUAAAUAAAAUCAUUCCAUUAUCUUCUACUAUAUGUAAAUCUUUAAUAUAAUUUUUUAUCACAAUAUAUUUUUUUUUCUUAAUACUUACCCUCUUAUUUAUAAAAAUGUCAAACGUCUAAUGAACCUAUUUUAGCUAUUGAACUGUUUUGUCUCUCUCCUUUAUGCUACAUUCCCAAUUGGAAAGAAAGUGACAAAAUAGUUUAAAAGCUCAAACAGGUUCGUAGUAGGUUUUAUUUUUUAUGAAUAAGGCGGUUAAUGUUUACCAAUGAUUGUUUUCGUUUUGGUCGUCGUAUCUUAUAUUUUGUAAUUCGAAAAAAAAAAAGGAAAAUUAGAUAAAAUUUUAAAAAUGAUAACUGAAUGCGUAAAAAGUAUUUUUGUAUUGUAAAAUUUAUCGCAUGUAUAUUCUAAUUAUAUACUGUAACUAUUACAUUCAUGGUGAAUAAAUUAAAAUGUAAUUUUA
Molecule: messenger RNA, 4607 nt
Organism: Galleria mellonella (greater wax moth)
Lineage: Eukaryota; Metazoa; Arthropoda; Insecta; Lepidoptera; Pyralidae
Product: F-BAR domain only protein 2
Exons: 1
Coding region: 88-2754 (888 amino acids)
Biological process (GO): clathrin coat assembly; clathrin-dependent endocytosis
Cellular component (GO): clathrin-coated pit; cytoplasm; plasma membrane
Source: RefSeq, a predicted model, not a curated record